AUGAAUUUGGAAUGUAUUGCAUGUUGUUUACUUCAAAUUUUAGACAAAGACGAAAACUUCGUUCGCACAUGUGUCUCUAGAGGUAUCACUGAUUGUUUCUUUAAUUUAGUUUUACAUGUCACGCAAAGCCCUUCAGCUAUGAGGCUAGUAAGCCAAGAAGCGAUUUUGCUGGUUCGCUUUGGAGAUAAAGUUGGAGGAAGCAAGUUUACGACACCGUUUUGUAUUACUUCACCUAAAACUACGUUAUUUGUUUAUAAUGCGAAGGGCAAGGAGAUGGUAGACUAUAUCGCCGACUACCUGGAAAACAUUCGGCAGCGGCGUGUGUACCCGGCUGUAGCCCCCGGAUACUUGCGUGCUUUGCUACCUGAUUCAGCACCGGAAGAGCCUGAGUCGUGGGAUAGCAUUAUGAACGAUGUGGAACGAUGCAUCAUGCCUGGGAUGACACAUUGGCAGAGCCCGCACAUGCACGCCUACUUUCCUGCACUGAACUCCUUCCCGUCGCUACUUGGAGAUAUGCUGGCUGACGCAAUCAAUUGUCUGGGUUUCACGUGGGCAUCAAGUCCGGCGUGUACAGAGCUUGAGACCAUAGUUAUGAACUGGCUGGGGCGAGCUAUAAACUUGCCAGAGAGCUUUCUGCACCUUCAGCCGGACAGCCCUGGUGGCGGUGUAAUACAGACGACGGCGAGCGAGGCCACCCUCGUGUCGCUGCUGGCCGGGCGCACGGAAGCGCUCCGCCGCCUGCGCCACCACGGCUGCUGCCGCCUGCAGGACGCCGAGCUCAACUCGCGGCUCGUGGCCUACACCAGCGACCAGGCGCACUCGUCCGUGGAGAAGGCGGCGCUCAUCGGGCUGGUGCGCAUGCGCUUCCUGGAGAGCGACGCCGCGCUGGCGCUGCGCGGAGACACGCUGCGCGCCGCCGUGCUGCACGACCGCGCCAAGGGGCUGGUGCCCUUCUACGUUUGUGCGACUCUCGGAACAACUGGCGCGUGUUCUUUUGACAAUUUAAACGAAAUAGGUCCUAUAUGUGAGAAGGAGGGCAUGUGGCUGCACGUGGACGCUGCGUAUGCGGGCACGGCAUUCCUGUGCCCGGAGUAUCGCUGCUGGCUCUCAGGCGUACACUACGCCCAUUCCUUCGCAUUUAACCCGUCGAAGUGGAUGAUGGUGCAUUUUGAUUGCACUGCCAUGUGGGUGAAGAACAGCGCAGCCCUUCAUCGCACCUUCAACCACUGGCAGAUACCUUUAUCGAAACGUUUUCGUGCGCUGAAGCUGUGGUUUGUUCUCCGGUCCUAUGGAAUUAAAGGCCUUCAAGCCCAUGUACGAGAGAAUAUCGACACUAAAAUUUCACAACUUGUUUUUGAUAUUUCGAACAUUAUAUAUUAA
Molecule: messenger RNA, 1380 nt
Organism: Gryllus bimaculatus (two-spotted cricket)
Lineage: Eukaryota; Metazoa; Arthropoda; Insecta; Orthoptera; Gryllidae
Source: the annotation of a GenBank genome assembly